Messenger RNA from Morus notabilis, 864 nucleotides. RefSeq names its product em-like protein GEA1. The record is from RefSeq and is a predicted model, not a curated record. Gene Ontology annotation, biological process: response to abscisic acid. The coding region runs from base 131 to 592 and encodes 153 amino acids. Lineage: Eukaryota; Viridiplantae; Streptophyta; Magnoliopsida; Rosales; Moraceae. The transcript is spliced from 2 exons. Gene Ontology annotation, cellular component: cytosol.
UAUACAUUUCCAGUGCCAUCAAAAUAUUUGAAAAAGACUACAAAAAGUUGUAUUUGUGUUAGUACUCAAAAAGCUCUACUGAAACUAACUUUUCUCACGUAAACAAGUCAAGAUCCGUUGGGGAGAGAAUAUGGCUUCGGAUCAGGAAAGACGAGAACUGGACGAGAAGGCUAGACAAGGUGAGACUGUCGUCCCUGGUGGAACUGGUGGGAAAAGCCUCGAGGCUCAAGAGCACCUUGCUGAAGGCCGGAGCCGAGGAGGCCGAAAGAGGGCCGAGCAGCUAGGCCAUGAAGGGUACAAGGAGCUGGGCCACAAAGGAGGAGAGACCAGGAAGGAGCAGCUGGGCCAUGCGGCGUACCAGGAGUUGGGCCACAAAGGUGGUGAGACGAGGAAGGAGCAGCUGGGCUAUGAAGGGUACAAGGAGCUGGGCCACAAAGGAGGAGAGACCAGGAAGGAGCAGAUAGGCCAUGAGGGCUACAAGGAGAUGGGCCGCAAAGGUGGGCUCAGCACCACGGACAAGUCUGGAGGAGAGAGAGCUGCGGAGGAAGGGAUUGAGAUUGACGAGUCCAAGUUUCGCACCAAGAACAAGUAAUCAGUAUUCAGUCGCGUAGGAUCGAAAAUGCAAGUAGUAGUUUUUUUUAACUUUUUUUUUUUUUUUUUUAAAUUUUAUGUUGGUCGUUUAGGUAGAUGGUGGUGGUCGUAUUUGACUAGGCUUUUUGUGAUGUAGUCAACUCCUAGUAUAGUUUCGUUUUAGGAGGUCGUUUAAUCAGGUUGUCGAUGUUUGGACAAGUCUUGGUAAAGCGGUUAAAUCGUUGUUUGGGGUUUUCCUUUCAAAAAUAUCAGUGGUGUGUUUUUUUUUUUUUU